Molecule: messenger RNA, 1317 nt
Organism: Closterium sp. NIES-65
Lineage: Eukaryota; Viridiplantae; Streptophyta; Zygnematophyceae; Desmidiales; Closteriaceae
Source: the annotation of a GenBank genome assembly
AUGCGACACUACCGCUGGGCUCUACUCGCCAUACCCCCCGCUCCCACUCUGAUCCUCUCGGCUCCGCGCGCCCACGCUGUUAUGGCUUCCGCCUCCGGUCCGUCACCGUCAACGUCAGCGGUUGCUGAUCCGUCAAAGUUCGGCUACCGGUCGACGGCGGAAGAUGUGACGGCGGGCGUCGAUUUGAGCGGCAAAGUGGCAAUCGUAAUGGCACUCGCGAAUUCCCCUUCCCGCGCGAACCUCGUCCUCGUGCCAAUGUUCUCCCCACGCGCGCAUGUCGCCCCUCUCUCUUUCCGCCGCGCUAAUUUCUUCUUCCUCCCCCUCUCCCGACACCCUUGUGGCGCGAAUUUCCUCCCCCCAGGCGGCAGCAGCGGCAUCGGCACGGAGGCGGCGCGGGUGCUGGCGCUGCGAGGCGCGUCCGUGGUGCCCGCGGUGCGGAACACGGAGGCGGGGGAGGCCGCCAAAGCCGCCAUCAUCAAGGACAUCGAGGGGCAGAGCGCAGCGGCGGCGGGGGUUCCGGCGGCGGUGCGCGAGCGCGUGAGCGUGAUGCCGCUGGAUUUGGCGUCGCUCAAGUCGGUGCGCGCGUUCGCCGCGGAUUACUUGGGCCUUAACCGCCCGCUGCACCUCCUCAUCAACAAUGCGAGCGUGAUGAUAUGCCCGUUCAUGCUCACUGCGGCCGGCCAUGAGAACCAGUUCGGCACCAAUCACGUGGGCCACUUCCUGUUGACCAACCUGCUGCUGCCGAAGCUCAAGGAAACUGCCAAGCAGGAGGGCGCAGAGGCGCGCAUCGUGAUCGUGUCCUCCGCCGCGCACCAGUUCCCGUACCCGGGCGGCAUCCGCUUUGACGCCAUCAACGCCAAGGAGGGGUACGACUCGGUGAGGGCGUACGGGCAGUCCAAGCUCGCUAAUAUCCUGCACGCACGGGAGCUCGCACGGCGGCUCAAGGUGCAUGGCUGUAUGACUGUAAAUGCUCUGUACCCAUGGGUGAUUGAUCCUUCAACAAUGGAAAAACCCCCUGCUUCCCUCGCCAACACCCUCCAUCACCCUCCCUCCUCCCCUCUCUCCCCUUCCCUUCUCUCCCUUGAUUCAUGCGAGCAGGAGGAGGGUGCAGGAGUGACAGUGAACGCGCUGCACCCGGGGGUGAUUGACACCAACCUCUCACGUCACAUUGUGCCACCAGGGACCAUCUGGCACACCCUCGGACGGGGAGCGUACAGCCUGGUGUUCCAGUGGUUCAUGAAGACCAUUCCUCAGGUACCCUCCACCUCCACCUACUUUAUACCUCGCCUCACUGCACUUUGCCGUACAUUACCUUAG